This is a messenger RNA of Paraglomus brasilianum, 1290 nucleotides long. NCBI's taxonomy places the organism in Eukaryota, Fungi, Glomeromycota, Glomeromycetes, Paraglomerales, Paraglomeraceae. The record is from the annotation of a GenBank genome assembly.
AUGUCAGACUUAAAAAUAACCGAGACUCAUAAAACCCGUGCCUCACUCGCAUACCAAGUUUUCAUACUUGGAGCGUUAGCACUGAUGUUUACUAAUAAUGCAGUUAGGUCUAUCUAUGACUUUUGUCAGAAAAAAAAUCUUACUAUUCUCACGAAAUUAGUUUUUAAUCUGGCCGGUCUCGUAAGGGUAUGCUUUGUUGCGGCAAUCGCCGUAGUUCCAUUUGACGUGGACACGCCCACAUGUAAAGGAAUAAUAUAUCCUUCGAUCAUUGGAAAUUUUUUUAUGCAAACUUCUCUUGGGCUGUUUCUCCUUUGGAGACUGAGAUUAAUCGAAAGGAAAAGUUAUGACUUGUGGAUUGGAGGGUUUCUUCUUAUUGUGAGAGCAUUAACUCAACUUGCAGAGGUUUCAAUUACUACUCCACAAGCCAAGUCCUAUCCAAUUGUUGUAGGACUAACGUAUUGUGAAAUGGGAAUAUUUGGCAUUGUAGACAGAGUACUAUUUUAUUCAUACAUAUCGUGUGAUUUGUUGAUAGACUUUUACGUUUCUGGGAGACUUCUUUAUAUCCUCUCUCGAGCUAGGCAUAACGCAAAAAGUAUGCCGGUUAAUAUGCGCCGUCCUCAGAAGCGUUCUUUGUUUACGGCAAUUCUGAUAUGGAAUUUUCUGCGAUUGGCUGGUGCGAUUGCACUCAGUGUUACACUCAUUUAUUAUAAUGCCUCCCAGGCAGAUGACGGUGUUAGAUUUUGGACAAUUCAAGGUACAUGUCUAAUUAUUCUCAGUUACGCUCUCACAGUUGACGCCGAAAUAGUGAGACUCAUCGAAGGACGUCCAGUAAAACCAACAAAUACCAAGGCAAAAGAAUUGGUUGUCAACACUGGAGCACGUUCGACCUCUAGAAGUCAAUCAUCAAGCAUAGCGUUACCCAGAUUUGGAGACAAUAGGUACAACAAUCAGUCUUCUCCCACGUUGAGGGAUAGUCUGAAUACUAUGGUUCCUUCGCCAACUAGUUAUGUGCAUGCAAUCGAUGAAAGUGACUAUCCAAAAACACGCGAAUCGAUACAGAGAGAGUCUUUCUUCAAGCGAGCAUCUACCCUCAUUGGUUCUUCUAUGUUUGGAAAAAACACGUCUACUAAUGAAAGUAGCAAUGCCAACGAUAAUUCGAAUGUUCCGGAAAAGGGUGAUGAGUACAUACUCGUUACGGUAGACAACACUGCCGCUGAUGUACUAAAUACAGCCGAGCCUGAACUAACUACUGUAGAUGAAUCGUCAGUCGACCCUAAAACUGACAUCUGA